GUUUAAUUUGUCGUGAGCAAUAUGACUGGCCUAUCAAAGCCCUAAAAUAACUAAACUUGCACCACAAUGAAUGUUGAAUUGCCUCCAGCACACAUAUUUGCAUAUACACAAACAUGAGAACUAAUUAAACCUCCGCUCGUGUGUUACCUAAUCGUGUUGUGUAAAAGCGUGACCUUAGCAAGCGAGCUAACAUGCAUCGAAACUGCGCAGGUCAGUGAAUGAUGUGACUCCAUAUGUGCAGACUAGAUGAAAAUUUCCUCUCACUCGGGUAACGAUGACUGUCAGCGCAACAUGGUUCCGAGCUUUACGUUGUAUCACAUCCAGGACGAGCGUGUUUACUUCACAGCGGCUGAUCUCCAGUCAGCAGAGAGGUUCUUCUGAAAACAUACGGGUACUUUAUGAUGGAGAGUGCCCAAUAUGCGUGAAAGAAAUCCGCUUUCUUCAGUUUCUUCAAAGAAACAGAGCAGAUAAAGUACAUUUUGUGGACAUCUCACUACCAGAAUAUGAUGGGAAUAAAUAUGAAUGUGUCAGUUAUGAGAUGGCAAUGGAUGAAAUGACUGUCAUUGAUAAGAAUAACAAGAUUCACCGUGGUGUGCCAGCUUUCACAGUAAUGUACAGUGCAGUGGGUCUGGAUUGGCUUGGCUGGUUCAUCUCUCUCCCACUGAUUAGGCCUCUAAUGGACCGAGCCUAUGAUGUGUUUGCAAGAAACAGACUAAAGUGGACCGGCAGAGAAGGCUGCACAACUGGCCGCUGUGUGAAAAAAGAGAGCUAAGGGGCAGAGCGCUUUAAUGACAUGUAAAUGGAGCUAUUGUUCAUAACAGUGAUUCGGUUUUCUUUUUUGCAUUUGAUGAGAAUGAAUAAUAGGUAAAUAAAUGAUGUGCUCAGAAUAAGUCAUUUCUAUCUGCCAGUUGCAAGAAGAUGUGCUUUAUUUAAAGUUUUUUUUAUGAAAUGAAAUAAAAGGAUCUGAAAUCUG
Xyrauchen texanus (razorback sucker) is the source of this 973-nucleotide messenger RNA. RefSeq lists its product as uncharacterized. Bases 275 to 772 code for a protein of 165 amino acids. The record is from RefSeq and is a predicted model, not a curated record. Gene Ontology annotation, molecular function: protein-disulfide reductase activity. The transcript has 3 exons. NCBI's taxonomy places the organism in Eukaryota, Metazoa, Chordata, Actinopteri, Cypriniformes, Catostomidae.